AUGCCUGUUCAAACCAUUGCUUCAGCACGGUGCUUCUCCGACGACACGGACUUUGCCGUGGACCUGCUCGGUGAUAUCCUCACCAACGCCAAGUACGACGCAGGAAAGGUUGAGGCUGAGCGUGGCGUGAUUCUGCGCGAGAACCAGGAGGUCAACUCCAUCCCCGAGGAGGUGGUCAUGGACUAUCUCCACGCCACCGCCUUCCAGGUCUGUCAGUCGCACAGCCAUUAG
This is a messenger RNA of Salpingoeca rosetta, 231 nucleotides long. RefSeq lists its product as uncharacterized. Gene Ontology annotation, cellular component: mitochondrion. NCBI's taxonomy places the organism in Eukaryota, Choanoflagellata, Craspedida, Salpingoecidae. Gene Ontology annotation, molecular function: metal ion binding; metalloendopeptidase activity. The transcript has 2 exons. The coding region runs from base 1 to 231 and encodes 76 amino acids. The record is from RefSeq and is a predicted model, not a curated record.